Molecule: messenger RNA, 1341 nt
Organism: Mollisia scopiformis
Lineage: Eukaryota; Fungi; Ascomycota; Leotiomycetes; Helotiales; Mollisiaceae
Exons: 2
Coding region: 1-1341 (446 amino acids)
Source: RefSeq, a predicted model, not a curated record
AUGAGCAGAGUCCUUGUCUUGGUACAGAGUAGAGUCCUGAUUUUCCCCCCAUCUGCCAUCUCUCUGCAGCCCAGUUUGUAUAGCCAGCAGCAAGCAGAAAUUUUUUUGAAUACUUCCAAUUAUUUCCACGCGUUCAAAAUAGCCACUUUUGCCUUCAAACCGUAUACUUAUGUGCUAACUGCUCCGCGUUCUAAGAGCCGCAAACCUGCCUCGAAGCCAGUCAGCAUCUUCGACAAGCUCCAGCGCAUGAAGCUGAGUAGUGCAGAACUCAACACGCCACAAUCAGCAGCAGCAAACAAUUAUGGGAGUGACAAGCUUGGAAUCCGAGAUUUAAUUGUGCUGCUAGGCGAUAGUGACUCAAGUGCCUUUAAAGCCGAAGUCGACGACAGUAGUCUUUGUGCUGAAAGUGCGGCGGCAAUUGAAGACCUUCUCAACAGCCCAGAGACUACCAUCGCUCCGGCGCCUCCUAAUUCCGAUAUGUGGCACGAUAUUGAUGACUUACUCGAAACGGCAGAGCACUUGCAGCGCUCUAAACCACAGCCUUCGACGUCCAAUUCUAUACGUCCUCAUACUUCCUCCUCUUCCCGUGCCUCGAGCGGGCCAUUGCACGACUACACCAGUGUAGCAGGCCACCAGUCCUCACUUUGCAACAGAGCGUUACCAGAGAACCAGCCCAUUUAUGAGAAUCAUCUUUGUAUUAGUAAAAGCUUAGCAAACGAACACGAGCUGGAGGUGCUUAGCUCUAUACUCUAUAUCGAUCGCGUUAAUGAGGAGAAAAAACAGCAGCAAGAGUUAAAGCAGAAGAAGGACGAAGCCCAUGGUGAGGACGACGGAUUGCAGCAGGAUGUGAACGAUGUGGCAGCGACCAAAAAGGUCGAUAAUACCCAUUUAUCCGACAAAGGCGGAAGUCCAAGGCCAGCUAAGCGACAGAAGCUUUUACUCUCCCACGAUCCCUUACCAAAGUUAAGUCAUAAUAAGGCGAAGGAUCGCAGUGAUAGUGACAGCGACGACGAGCUUAAUGAUAAUAAAGCCGGCUUGAAGGAAGAUAGUAAAGAACCAUGCCCUAUGAAGCGGAAACAGUCAUCCUCAUUCCACAACGGCCCAAUACAAAAAGGGCGCAAGUACUAUCUUCAGCAGAGAUCUUCCCAACAACAUAGACCAUAUUCCAAGCCCCAUCGACGCUCUCCCACACUUCGCACCCCCUUUAAUCAGGCUUCGAGAGUCACCGCAGUAUCCAGUGCCGAGGGUCGAUUGCCUUCCCUACAAAACCUCAGCGACGGACUCAGUACCACGCCAGCUCUUAUUUCUGCACUUUUCUUCGGAAAUGCCAGGCACUUUUGA